Anopheles nili is the source of this 3788-nucleotide messenger RNA. RefSeq names its product transmembrane 9 superfamily member 2 (gene TM9SF2). The transcript has 5 exons. Bases 433 to 2454 code for a protein of 673 amino acids. The record is from RefSeq and is a predicted model, not a curated record. Gene Ontology annotation, biological process: protein localization to membrane. Gene Ontology annotation, cellular component: membrane. NCBI's taxonomy places the organism in Eukaryota, Metazoa, Arthropoda, Insecta, Diptera, Culicidae.
CGGGAAAAAAGUGAUUCCGCUUACGUUAGCUAUACGACGGAACGAUUCACCGUUUUCGGCCGCUGCGAGCGUUCGGCGCUCUAAGUACGCGAAAUGCAAACGAUCUCGUGAUAGGCGCUGGUGGUUAUCGCUAAAGAUUUUGUCGGGCGGAAAAGUGAAGCAUCGCAAAGAAAACAGGUGUUCGUGGUUGCAUUACGGUGUUGCAGACGAGCGCAGUUGCCCCUCAAAAACCGGCUCAUCGGUGGCUGACGACGAGCGAAGGGGAAUCGAAAAAAAAGGAAACAACUCAUCUCCAGCAAACGACACACCACCAGUAAACUGUUCGUGGGUGUGUGCACGCGGGGACGAUAGUGUGCUUGCUAUCUGCGUGGGCUGCAGACGGUCGGGGCUGUGUGGUGUGGCGCCGCUAUCGAAGUAAUACGAUAAUCUAUAAUGACAACGAGGCACACGACUGUCGCCGGCAAAAUGAGCAAACUUGCUGUAAUGUUCGUUCCGGUCGUCGUCUUUCUGAUGGCGGUGGGACUGUCGGAAGCGUUCUACUUGCCCGGUUUGGCACCGGUUAAUUACUGCCGCAAGUCGGAUGUGCAAAAGUCCUGCAUGUCGGAGGUGGUGCUGUACGUCAAUCGACUCAACACGGAAGAAUCGGUGAUCCCGUACGAGUACCAUCACUUCGAUUUCUGUCCCAUCGACGAAACGAACUCACCGGUAGAGAACCUCGGUCAGGUGGUGUUUGGUGAGCGAAUCCGGCCGGGCCCGUACAAGAUUCAGUUCCUUGACGACGUUAAGUGUGCGAAAGCGUGCGUGAAGCAUUAUAAGGGUGGCGAUCCCGACAGCGACCACCGGCUGAUGGUGCUGAAGAAGGGCAUGAGCCUGAACUAUCAGCACCAUUGGAUCGUCGAUAACAUGCCCGUCACGUGGUGCUAUCCGCUCGAGAAUGAACGCCAAUACUGCAGCACCGGGUUCCCGAUGGGUUGUCUCGUCCGUCGUCACCCGGAUGGCGAGGAGGGUUGCGUCACGAACCCGAAUUAUGGCCGCGCCGGUUACUACUACCCGUUCAAUCACGUUGACCUGACCAUCACGUACCACAGUGGGGCCACCGAGGAGUGGGGUGUCGCGUUCAAGCAAAACGGUGGGCGCAUCAUUUCAGUGAAAGUCGUACCGUCGUCUAUUAAUCACAAAGACCCGAACGAUUUGAACUGCGACAGCAAGGACCCGAUCGAGAUUCAAUCGAGCGCUCUACCGAACGGCCAAACGCUUGAUAUCGUGUACACGUACUCGGUGCAUUUCACGCAAAACAACAAAAUCAAAUGGUCAUCGCGGUGGGACUACAUUCUCGAAUCGAUGCCGCACACCAACAUCCAGUGGUUCAGCAUACUGAACUCGCUCGUAAUCGUCCUAUUCCUGUCCGGUAUGGUUGCGAUGAUUAUGCUCCGUACGCUGCACAAGGACAUCGCGCGUUACAACCAGAUGGAUUCCGGCGAGGACGCCCAGGAGGAGUUCGGCUGGAAGCUGGUGCACGGGGACGUGUUCCGGCCGCCACGCAAGGGCAUGUUACUGUCCGUGUUCCUUGGCUCGGGCAUCCAGGUGUUCUGUAUGACGCUGGUUACGCUGGCAUUCGCUUGCCUAGGAUUCCUGUCGCCCGCGAAUCGAGGCGCACUCAUGACAUGUGCGAUGGUUUUGUUUGUUCUGCUCGGAACACCGGCCGGAUACGUUUCAGCUCGCAUCUACAAGAGCUUCGGUGGAAUCAAGUGGAAGAGUAACGUGCUGCUUACGUCCAUGUUGUGUCCAGGGGUCGUUUUUGGGCUCUUCUUCGUGAUGAAUCUGAUUCUGUGGAGCAAGGGAAGCUCGGGUGCAGUACCUUUUUCGACUCUGAUCGCCCUACUGGCGCUAUGGUUUGGAGUUUCCGUACCGCUUACCUUCGUCGGUGCUUACUUCGGUUUCCGGAAGAGGUCAUUGGAGCACCCGGUUAGAACGAAUCAGAUCCCGCGCCAGAUUCCAGAUCAAUCGAUCUACACCCAACCGAUUCCGGGCAUCAUCAUGGGAGGCGUGCUGCCAUUUGGUUGCAUCUUCAUCCAGCUGUUCUUCAUCCUAAACUCGCUCUGGUCGAGCCAGAUGUACUACAUGUUCGGUUUCCUGUUUUUGGUGUUUCUCAUCCUCGUGAUCACAUGCUCCGAGACGACGAUCUUGCUGUGCUACUUCCACCUAUGCGCCGAAGACUACCACUGGUGGUGGCGAUCGUUUUUGACGUCCGGCUUUACCGCGGUUUACCUUUUCGUGUACUGUUGCCACUACUUCGCGACGAAGCUGCAGAUCGAGGACACCGCGUCCACCUUCCUGUACUUUGGCUACACGCUGAUCAUGGUGUUUCUGUUCUUUUUGCUAACCGGAGCGAUAGGAUUCUUCGCUUGCUUCUGGUUCAUUCGCAAAAUUUACAGUGUAGUCAAGGUGGAUUAAAACCACGCCAUGCGCCUCCACCGGGAACACGUGGCUUUAUGGGGCUUAUUUCGGUUGGAUUCGUUCGGCGUGCUGCAUUGCUCAGCCACCCAUUUAUUUUUGCCUUUUUGAUAAGUAUGUCGUCUAUCAGUAUACCAGUAUCCCAUUCCUUUUCGCUGUGGAGCUGAGUUGAUCGUGUCUCUUUGCGAGAAACAAAACAUAUACUAGAAUGCAAAUGUGUUUCUCCAUAAGUUUUGGUAUGGCUCUACCAUCUUUGAGGGAUGGACCAAAUAGUGAGGAUCUUUCCGUUCUAGAAGCGCGAUAACCGGCGCAGAAAGAGCGGAAUACCGACAAUACAACACAUGCGCGAAACACCUUUUAACGUAACAAUUAUUUCACAUUGGUAGUAGUUCUUUCUCGCAAUCGAGUGUCUAAUCAAUCGACCAGUGGGAAAUGAAUGCUAAAAGGCACGGCUGUCAAUCGUUUAGGUGGUGGAAUUUAUUCCACUUUAUUGUUUACCAUGUCGGACGCAGACCCCUUUCAUUAGCUUAGUAAAAACAAAACGAAAGUGUGCGGUACCAAACGGUGUAACGUUCUACUGCGCUAAACUAGCAUUGUGUCUCUUGGUAGCGCGUUGUGCAUGCCGUUCUGGAACGUGCUGGUUGAAGAAUGGUUUGCCGCGAAAAGGACCUUACCGUCCUCAGUGUCAUUAUGGCUCGUGCUCCAGUUCGGUUACACCGGUUUUGAAAGCGAGAGCACAGGUAAUGCUGAUCGAGCGGCAACCACAACUUUUAAGAUCGAAAACGUAGUUUGUCCACAGCACACAACACUUAAGUGUAACUUUUUCCUUCUUUCCAAAAACUAGGUUAGUCGUGACAGAUCGUAACGGGAUAGUAAACGCGUUUUGGGGUGCAAGAAGAGUAUUAGAGAAUUUUUGAGGGCGUGGAAGGGGUAAUGAUAUAAAAGAACAUCAUCGAUAUUUCGAUCGAUCGAUUGUUCAUCUGGUUAUAACAUCCUUAUUUGUCGCUGUGUAAAUUAUUAACUAGAAUUAUUAUUUGCCUUCUUCCUUGCAAACAAAACAGCAGACCACAUACCCACGCAGUACAUGGGUGAGAAAAGGGUUUAGAAUACAACUAACUGGAAACAUUGUGCACUGAAGAUCGUUCGGAAGAUCGCGAGAGUGACACGCGCGCAAUAGUUCGCGUACGAUGGAGCGGUGAUCCGAUUUUGCAUCUCAACCGUAAGUGAACCGUAGAGCGAUGUGAUGAAACAGUAAACUUAAAAAUGGAAGAGCAUGCAUAAUAAAAAUAAUAAUUAUAAUGAAUACUAUCGAUUACAAUAAAACUCUCGUUUCG